CCCCCUAUAUUCAUAUAUUUUGAUAUCUUAUCUGAGUUCACACUUCAGUUAGCGUCGUAUUAAAAAUUGUUACAAAAGGCUAGGCAGUAGCGUCAUUUAAUGACUGUGUAAUAGCCUACCCAUAAUGAACGAAAAAAAAUGUCAGUUAGCAGCAAGUGACAGCAACUGUCAUAUGUCAUUAAUCAUUUGUCUUUUGUCACACCUACUUCCCUAGUCCCUACUUGUAUUUUGAAUUUUUACAUUAAAUAUUGCCGUGCGACUCUCCUGAUAAAUUUACUAGAUUUUGCAACGUAUUAAAUAGACUGCAUUUGAAGUAAUGGAGGACGAUAUAAAUAAACCUUACAAGAUCUGUGACGUGAAUCGCGAGAAAAAGAAAGGCAUUGUUGCAUCUUCACUAGAAGACUUACUGUCCAAAGUACCCGAUAAAUUAGGUUUGCCUACAGAAAAUUUGACAGUCGUUCUUGAAAGUGAUGGUACUGAAGUAGAUGAUGAAGAUUAUUUUUAUACAUUAGACCCAGAUACGUCUCUCAUGAUUUUACAUGGUAAAGAAAAAUGGGCACCGAAUAUGCCGAAGUGUCAAGUUUCCCUGGAUCAGACUGAUGAUGUCACUCUUGGAGAUAAAAGCCAAGUCGCCAAUUUGGUGGGACGUCUACAGCAUAAUCUAUGCCAUAUAUCACUCCUGGGUGGCCAAGAUUUGGAAUUAUUAUCAGACAUGGAUCCAGAUAGUUUGGCUGAUAUAGUUACAGACAGGGAUAAUAAAAUAAUACUAGAACAUAUCAAAGAAGCCUCUGGAAGGAUACUUUUGGAGAAGCGUCAAGCUCAAGAUGCCAUGGAAUUAUUGAAACUCUACCACCAAAGUGUAGCAAAUGGUGCUGAAGAUGUGUCACCACCAAAUCAAGAGUGUGUACACCAUGAAAUCAAGUCCGAGUUUAGUUAAUUAUGUAUCCACUAUAACUUGUAGUUCACAAGACCCCUUUAUUUUGUUGAGAGGUUGGUGUUUCUCAAAAGUUUACAAACCUUAAUUUUUAUUAGACACAUAUAACACUAUUUCCAUAGAACAGAAGACCAUCAUCACAAUUGGAGCCGCCAUCAGAAAAGACAACUUCAAUGCCCACAAACACUCCAUCUAGAAUGAAUGACUAAGGAAGAGGUCCUAAAUUUCAGCUUACUUCAUAUUGUUAGAUCUAAAAGUAAAUAAAAAUAUAUAUUAAAUACAUAUACACCAAUAUAAAGAGGCCUUGUUUUACAUAAUUGCUAAUUUUAGUUAUUAAUUUUUUGUAGUUAUUAUAAUAUGAAAGAAUAAUAUAUAAAAAUUUUGCUCUAAUAUAAAUUAAUUUACAAUAAUGGGAUUUGCAUUACUUUUUGAUAUUUUAAGUGGUGAAAUGUGUUAGAUGUGUAGAAUCUAAGAAGCUAAUCUUAUGAAUAUGAGCUGUAAUGGAAUGAUAUUGUAUGAUAACAUUGUAAAUGUUAUUGGUAGUAUUAUUAGUUUAACAUGAUAAUAUAAUGUUGUUUACUUAGAUAAGGGAUUGGUCUCUGCUGCGCUCCAACUAGAUACCGCAGGUGUAGUGCGGCAACUAAUACUAUGCCCAAGUGGGUGUUCUCGAGCCGGUCUUGAACAAUGUGUUCAUGCACAUGCAUGCCUUAAUAAAAAAUCUGUUGCGCUUAGGUCAUACAGUAUCUAGUUGGGAGCGCAGCAGAGACAAUUCCUUACUCUAAGGUUGUAAAUGUGUGCUGUCAAAAUAUGUCAACACCCAGUCCUAUUUAUAAUGAGAGAGAAAAUGAGUUGAAAUUUUUUUAUUCAGUGUACUACUGUUAUAUUAGUAGUAGUUAAAACACUCUUAAUUGAUACUGCAAAUGAGAUGUAAAAUUAUUAAAAAAAUAUUCAAUUCUAUAACAAGUGAAAUUUAUCCAUUCCUAAUAAUAGCAUUUAGUUUAUUGGUAUAUGUGUGCAGAUUUUGCUGAAUCUACAUAAAAUAGAUUAGAGACUUUGAAUUUUCAGUGAAAAUUUUCAUUUUGUAAACUUUUGAGAGUAAUAAUGCUACAAGGUUGAUGAUCAACAUCUAUUAAAAGACUGAUAGUUGGUAAUUUUAAUUUUUUUUAUAUAGUUUUUACCCCUAGAAUAAGAAACAUUCAUUUAAUUCCAAUUUGCUCAAACAUUUUACAAGUAAUUAAUAAGUUUUACCCAUUACUGCCAUUGUAGCAAAUAUGUAUGAGUAAUUAUGGUAAGACUACAUUCAACUAAGGAAUUGUAUUUUAGGUAUUGUUAUUGAAGUCACACUGCUUGCAUGAACCAUAAAGUCAUAUUCAUAGUGAUUAUAAAUUGUAAUUAAAAUAUUGUAUAAUUCAGUAAAUGUCUGAAUAGUAGAUUUCACUCCCUGUAAGGAUAUUAUCCAUAUAUUCUGUUAUUAUACACUGGUCAGUUUAUGCAUGACUCAAAUUAAAUUAAAAACAACCAUGAUUAUCUAUGCA
Messenger RNA from Leptidea sinapis, 2469 nucleotides. RefSeq names its product DNA fragmentation factor subunit alpha-like (gene Drep1). Gene Ontology annotation, biological process: regulation of apoptotic process; apoptotic process. Bases 317 to 937 code for a protein of 206 amino acids. The record is from RefSeq and is a predicted model, not a curated record. NCBI's taxonomy places the organism in Eukaryota, Metazoa, Arthropoda, Insecta, Lepidoptera, Pieridae. The transcript has 3 exons.